Polyodon spathula (Mississippi paddlefish) is the source of this 1991-nucleotide messenger RNA. RefSeq names its product VIP36-like protein. Gene Ontology annotation, biological process: Golgi organization; endoplasmic reticulum to Golgi vesicle-mediated transport; endoplasmic reticulum organization. Gene Ontology annotation, molecular function: D-mannose binding. The coding region runs from base 857 to 1948 and encodes 363 amino acids. The record is from RefSeq and is a predicted model, not a curated record. Lineage: Eukaryota; Metazoa; Chordata; Actinopteri; Acipenseriformes; Polyodontidae. Gene Ontology annotation, cellular component: endoplasmic reticulum-Golgi intermediate compartment; COPII-coated ER to Golgi transport vesicle; endoplasmic reticulum membrane. The transcript is spliced from 9 exons.
AAGCGAGGUGCUAUUGGAAGAGACUCUGCAGCAGCAGCGGUUGUUGAUGAAGCAGAGUUCACCCCCCUGGUCUCUGUGAGCCGCUCUGGAUAACAGCCUCUGCUGAAUGACCCAUUCGUACUAAAAUAAUAAUAAUUCAAUAUACUGAAAUCUGACCGGAUGAGUGCCAAUCUGGGUUUUUCCUAAAGCAGAGGAAAAAGUCACCCGCAGCUCGAUGCGCUUAUUAUUCUUAUUAUUUAUUAGUAUUAUUAUUAUUAUUAUUAUUAUAAUUAUUAUGUUGUGAUGUCAUUCACUCCAUGUCAAUGACGUAACGAUGCGCUAUUCCUUGCGGUUUAACCCUUCAGGCAUCGCGAUAUUAAAUCUGGUUAUCGUCCUGUUUAUUUAUCUUUUUGCGUCUAUAUUAAACCUUAACCUCCAACAAAACAACAAAAAAAAAACAAACAAAAAAAAAACUAAAACUAAAAUAAGACCAUUUCCCUGCGAUAUGAGAAAGCCCUGGUCUGGACUCGCACUAAAGGUGCGCUGCAGCUUUAAGACCGCGGAGAGGGAGACCCGCAGCUGCUAUUGGUGGGGUUUAAUGAAUCCGUUGCCAUGCAACAAAUGUCUUCCACGCAUUGGAGGACAUUUCUGAUGGAUGGCCGGAUUGACCAAUGAGAGUCAUGUAAAUGAUAUCGAGUCGCCCAAUCAUAGAGCGGUCCUCGCCUGGCUUUUUCAUACACCGUGAAGGUGGAGCCAAGGAGACCUGAAAAAAUGAGUGACAGCCGCCUAAGCCAAUAGUAUAAAUGAUUUUCAGCAGGACGGCCAAUCAGAGCUCGGGGGUGGGAGGGGAGCGGUCUACGGGGGCAACGCAAAAAUAAUGGCUGUUGUCGUGAAAAAUAAAGCGGUAUCCCGGCGUAUUCAGGGGGGUUAUCGUUUUGUUUUCAGUAGAAAGGCGGAUUUCAAGAUGCUGUUUUUAAUUUCCCUCUGCCUUGUCUCCGUGGCGCGGUCUGGCGCAGAAGAGGGGCACCAGACGGAGGAAUUUCUCAAACGGGAGUUUUCACUGACGAAACCUUAUCAAGAUGUGGGCUCGUCCAGCUCCUCUCACUGGGAGCUCCUGGGGAACGCCAUGGUGAGCACGCAGCAGCUGCGCCUCACCCCCGACAUGCAGAGCAAGCAGGGCGCCGUCUGGAACCGCACUCCCUGCUUCCUGCGGGACUGGGAGCUGCAGGUUCACUUCAAGGUCCACGGGCAGGGCAAGAAAAACCUAAACGGAGACGGGUUUGCAGUGUGGUACACCAGGGAGAGGAUGCAGACAGGCCCUGUCUUCGGCAAUAAAGACAACUUCACAGGGCUGGGGGUGUUCGUGGAUACCUACCCCAACGAGGAGAAACAGCAGGAGAACCAGAAGAGGAGGUUCAGCCCCAGCUCCCAGCGGCUCUUCCCCCUGGUUCUGGCCAUGGUUGGUAAUGGCUCUCUGAGCUACGAUCACGAGCGUGACGGGCGCCCCACGGAGCUGGGCAGCUGCACGGCGCUGGUGCGGAACCUGAACCACGACUCCUUCCUGGUGGUGCGCUACGUGCGGAGGAGGCUGACCGUCAUGAUUGAUAUCGACGGGAAGCACGAGUGGAGAGACUGUCUGGAUGUCCCGGGGGUCAGGCUGCCUCUCGGGUAUUAUUUUGGGGCGUCCUCGUUGACGGGAGAUCUGUCAGAUAACCACGAUCUGAUCUCUCUGAAGCUGUACCAGCUGACUGUGGAGCGCAGCGAGGAGGAGGAGCUGCUGGACAAGGAGGUGUUCAUACCCAGCGUGGACAACUGGGAGCUGCUGAGAGUGCUGGAUCAGCCUGAGUCCAUGGGUGCCGUGUCUUUCUUCCUGCUCAUUCUCUUCAGCAUCCUGGGCUGCAUCAUACUCGUCAUCCUCGGGGUCAUCGCCUACCAGAAGUGGAGCGAGAGGGACAAGAGAUUCUACUGAGAGGAGAGAGGCUGGAGUGAGGGGAGGGGGUAGAGAGAGGCUG